Molecule: messenger RNA, 2144 nt
Organism: Bombina bombina (fire-bellied toad)
Lineage: Eukaryota; Metazoa; Chordata; Amphibia; Anura; Bombinatoridae
Product: hepatocyte nuclear factor 4-beta
Exons: 10
Coding region: 348-1721 (457 amino acids)
Biological process (GO): positive regulation of transcription by RNA polymerase II; anatomical structure development; cell differentiation
Cellular component (GO): nucleus
Molecular function (GO): RNA polymerase II cis-regulatory region sequence-specific DNA binding; nuclear steroid receptor activity; zinc ion binding
Source: RefSeq, a predicted model, not a curated record
GGAAAAACCUUAGCGUGAUAUACUUUUUAAUGCUGUUUACCCAAGGAUUGCCGUAUUGUGCAGGGGUGAGGAUGGAAUCUGAGUUGGUUUAGUCAAGGCCUUAUCUGCAUUGUAUAAUCAUAACAUGACACAUAAUUAUUGUAGGUGGCUGGGACUUUCAGGUGAGGGAGCGUCUCUCUCUGUCUCUUUUUCUCUCUCACUCUUCAGUCUUUCUGUAGCACAGCUGACUGCUGUAGGCAUUGAUUUCCCAUUUGUGGUGCCUUAUGCUCCCCUUUCCAGGGUGUAAUGACCAGGGUGAUUGACAGCUGGGACUGUUUGGUUUGACCUGUUGCUGUUGACAGAUAAUAAUGAAGCUCUAUGAAACUAUAAUGGACAUGGAUAUGCCAAACUACGCUGAGACAUUGGACUCUUCUUACACCAUGCUGGAAUUUGACACCAUUAGAGUUCUUCCAAGCAAUGCAGAAAUAAUUCAGUCAGAAUCAGCAAGUGGAUUAUUCAUCAAUGGUGUUAGCUCUUUGUGCGCUAUAUGUGGAGAUCGAGCAACUGGAAAGCAUUAUGGGGCUUCCAGCUGUGAUGGAUGCAAAGGUUUCUUCAGAAGAAGUGUACGCAAGAAUCACAUGUAUGCCUGCAGAUUCAGCAGACAAUGCAUAGUAGACAAAGACAAAAGAAACCAGUGUCGAUAUUGUCGCCUGAGGAAAUGUUUUCGUGCAGGAAUGAAAAAAGAAGCUGUUCAAAACGAGCGGGACAGGAUCAGCAUGCGAAGGAGCAGCUACGAGGACAAUGGGUCUCUGUCCAUCAGUGUUCUCACACAGGCUGAAGCAAUGGCACACCAGUACUCAUCACCAAGUCCUUCUCAUAGCACUGACAUCUCCAUGAAGAAAGUUGCAACUAUCAAUGAUGUUUGUGAGUCCAUGAAACAACAACUUCUACUCCUGGUGGAAUGGGCAAAAUAUAUCCCAGCCUUCUGUGAGCUACCCUUAGAUGAUCAGGUGGCAUUACUGAGGGCACAUGCUGGAGCACAUCUCCUUCUAGGAGUGGCUAAAAGAUCACUUCCAUACAAAGAUUUCCUGUUGCUUGGCAAUGAUUUUAUCAUUCCAAUGCAUUGCCCAGAGCUGGAGAUCGCUCGUGUUGCUACACGGAUUCUGGAUGAGUUGGUGAAACCUCUAAGAGAAAUUGAGAUUGAUGAAAAUGAAUAUGCCUGUCUUAAAGCAAUUCUAUUCUUUGAUCCUGAUUGUAAAGGUUUGAGUGAUCCUGCCAAGGUGAAAAACAUGAGGUUCCAGGUGCAAGUCAACCUAGAAGAUUACAUUAAUGAUCGUCAAUACGAUUCGAGAGGCAGGUUUAGCGACAUACUCCUCCUACUCCCGCCGCUACAGAGUAUUACAUGGCAGAUGAUUGAGCAGGUCCAGUUUGCAAAGCUCUUUGGAGUAGCUCGAGUUGACAGCUUACUGCAAGAGAUGCUACUGGGAGGAGCAGCCAUGGAUGGAGGACAGUAUGGGCAUUUAGGACAUUCCAGCUUGAGCCUAGAAUUAAUUCCAGGACACGCAGUUCAUUCCAGCAACCUUCACUCCGUGAUACACAGUGUAUCGUCCGCAUCUUCAGAAACUCCACUUUCAUCCUCACAAGGCAAUACAAGCAGUGAAGAAUACAAGUUAAAUAAUGCCCAAGGCACCUCAAUUCCCUUAAUGACACGUACAGUUAUUGCUAAAAAGGAGAUUCUAUAAAAUAAAUACAUAAAAAGGCGCAGAUAACCUUUUUCCCCUUUGGUAUUAUGAGUUUAUUAAAGGAACGCUAACAAACCAAUGUGAGAAAUAUAUUAAGUAAAUUGGAAAUGGACUUUCAGUCAAUGAUCAAGUUUUACAGAGUUUCAAGAGAUCAAGUUUCGGCCUACAGGAAAACUUGGAAGAUCUUCAGCUAUUUUCAUUUAAAGAACACAUAUGUAAUGACCUACCAGUCCAAGAACAAAAGUGUUAUACAGAGGAAACUAAAAGCAGAAUUUAAUGAUUUAAUUAUCAGUCUUUUUGUUUUUCAGGCCGUUUUCCGGAAAAAAAAAAUCCAAACAUUAAAUUGUAAAAUAAAGGAACAUGGAAAAUGAACAGACAAAAUAAUGGAUAUAUUUUCUAAAAAUAAAUCUUUUGAAAAAAGUA